GGUCACUCCACUGAAGAAGCUUGAGAGGUGCUCGAGGAGAGCGGGUUCAACGUCCUGGACAUCACGGAGAUCGGGGUGGGCGUGCUGUGCACCUGCUCCGGCGGCGCGUCCAUCCCGAGCCCCAGGGCCGCCGGCGACGCGGCGACGGCGGCGACUUUCUUGCCCCACCCGGACACCCUCUCGGAGGAUACCCUCAUCGCGGAGGAGGAAGCGCACUCCUUGAACCACUACGGCGACAGCUUCACGCAGUACUUCUACCGCGAGCUCUGGGGCGGGCUCCACCAGCACCUGGGCUUGUACGAGGACCCCGCGACGAUCGCCCUGCCCGCCAACAAGAGGGUGGUCGAGGCGUGCGAAAACAGCACCGUCGUCCUCUUCUCCAUCGCCAAGCCCACCAUGGGCACCAAGGCCGUCGAGCUCGGCUCCGGGUACGGCUCGGGCUCGCGGUACCUCGCGGUCAACUUCGGGGCGACGGUGGACUGCAUCGACCUCAACCGCGAGUCCAACGACCUCAACCGCCGCCUCACGGAACAGGCUGGCCUGUCCGACCUGGUCAGGGUCGGGGAGCCGGCCACCUACUUCAGCACCGGCUUGCCGGCGGCGUCGUUCGGCUUCUGCUUCUCACAGGACGCGCUGUGCCACGCGGGGAGGCAGACGUCGAAGGCGCUUGAGGAGGCGGCUCGUCUGCUUGCCCCCGGGGGCGUUUUCGCCUGCACCAACAUCCUCAGGGCGGAGGAGGCUACGAACGAGGAGCUGGAGGAGGUGCUCGCGCGUCUGCAGGUGACCUCCCUGGAGACGCACAAGUCCUUCGUGGGGCACGCGCGCUCGGCCGGGCUGGAGCCUCUCGAGUCGCUCGACAAGACCACGUCCAUGGCCGUGCAUUUCAAGACUCUCCUGGAGGUUGCGGAAACGCGCAAGGCUGACAUGCUGAAGCACACCUCUCCGGAGUACGUGGACGAGCUCGCGAAGGAUCUUCGCAACUGGCUCUCAGCCUCGAACAGGGGUGUGCUCAGGUGGUCCUUCUUCACCUUCCGCAAGAGCGCCACCCGGAAGUGAUGCAAGCCAAUCUGGCUGAUGCUACCAACUUGAGGCUUCGCGCUCAAGGACUUCACGGCCCUGUUGCAUGCACGCGUGAAAGGAGCAUGCGGAUAACGUGCGGUUUUUUACAGGAACAAACGUUGCGUGGGCAAUGGCUUUGGUCUGGGCUUGCAGUAGUUUUGGCUUGGCUGGACCAGAGUGUUCACGCAGGCGACUAAAAUUGCUGUACUACAGCCGGGGACCGGAACAGGUGGUCGGCGCGAAAAAAAUUGCUUGAAGAGGGAAUUAAGUUUGUUGGAACUCUUGUCACUUUGACAACAGCAGCAGAUUGGGCGGACAUGAGAGCAACUCUAUUUUUGAUAGAUCCGAGAAAAAAUGCGAGUGAAGCCUGUGUCCAUGUCUGGUCCUCGGGGGUCAAAUUUUGAAGGAGGGCCCCUGGCGACUCGGUUGGAAAACUAAACUUUUACGAAAUAGAGGAUGAUUUUUUGCGAGGAGUUACGAUCGAUCCUGUCUCUUAUUAAAGUUCUUGCGAAAAAUGUUGCUUGCAUGCGUGUGCGUGGACUGCUGUGGGCAGGGGCGUCUCGUACGUACCACGCGUCGGCAGCUAGCUACUGGUAGCGUGCCUUUCUGCUCUGUACCGUGGAAUGGAGUGGAGAAUCAUACGGAGGCACUGUUUUUUUUUUAUAUACAUGACCUUCCGCGUUGCUUUAGCCUGUGGUGGGUUGAACCCACGUUCUCCCUUGGCGACCGGCAGGUGAUGCUGCGGUUGCGGGUAGUUGUGGCUGAAUACAGGAAUUUCAGGGGCGGGGGAAUUAGGGACGGGAGAGAGAAUUCAGACUUGUGGAAUAGAGACCACUAGAGAAGAAAAUCAAGAGUAGGGGCAGAGCCCGUGAUAGUGUUGAGCCAGGUUGUUCGUGAAAAGUCUGUCCUUUUGUAGUGGUAAACGCCGUAUGUUUUUGUUUUUGUUUUUUCCUACAUAGCAGUGGACGGGGCGCUGUGGUUAUGAGCGAGGGACGCUACAAAGAGGUGGGGCAAUGCGUUGGACCGGUUUAUUGCAAGCAUUGCCACUGUCAGGAAGGUCGCAACGAUUGUUCAAGAGAACAAAAGGCAGGAGGGAAACUGGUUGUAGAUGUUGGGGUCCAUGAACAAGCCGUGUUGUAUGUUUCACACAAGGAUGAGCUCUUUUUCAGGAGAUGAGGGAUGUUGGGGUGUAUCGUGACAAUAAGGACUGGGCUCGCGGAGUUGAAAUGCACGGCUGUGGCUGUCGGGAAGCGUGAGGUAGCGUGAUCAAUAGAAAAGGAGGCCUGAGGGAGUUCGGCUCUUGUAGGAGAUUGGUGUACAUGUGUGUUUGGGUCUCUUGAACAACCAAUGUUGUACGAACAGACAUUUGCUGGUGAUGAUCCGGCGUUUGUGGGUGCGCAAUGAAGCAAGCACCAAAGAGACGAGCCUGCUUGUAAAUUGUAGGGAGACGAGACAAGAUAUCGGGAGGCGUGUAUGCUACGAAGUAUGUUUGAACGAAUGUGUGGAGCGACGCGCGGAGUCGAAUGCAUGGCUGUGCAAGCACGGCAUACAAACAUGUAGGUGAUACUAGCGAGGAAGGCGUGGUUUGGUUGGUGGCCGAGAGCGGCAAGCAGGCCUGUUGUUGUGUUGACGUUUUUUGUAAGUGAGGUGGAAAUUGCGCUGACAACAUGUACCUGUCGUCGUCGUUGUUUGUGCCAAGUACAUGUUUGUCGCUAAAGCCUCUUAUCAUGUAUUCAGAAACAGGGCACCGUCGCCCGUCCACCCGUUGAGAUGGAGGCGCGGUGCAGCGACAAUCUCGGCAUAAUUUUUCAAGCAGGUGUAGAUCUUUGUCGGUGUCGCGCAGUCUCGGGCGGGUUGAGAUGUCACCACUGGUCCGACGGCGAUUCGCACGAGAGAGGCAAGGGGCGGGUGGGACUUUUCCAAGGCAGAGAACGAUGAUGCCAAGUGAGGGGAGCGGGAUGAGGAACCGCGUGUGCGUGUGUGCGACCAUGUUCCCGACGAAGGAAGGAGGCAAGUACCAUGGCGGAAAAAACAGCCUAGAAGGAGGGGCGCUUGGCUAGAGACCGGGUGGGCAUCCCCCACGCCUUCGAGCCAGGCGAAAGGGUCAUCAAGCGUCUUGGUAGGUAAGUUUGAACGAACAGCUGACCAGAAGUGGCAUCGACUUGAGAAACGAGCAUAUGGUGUCACAUGCUCUUGCACUUGGUGCGCACGCUACUUUAGUCCUUGAAGUUGCGUGAACCAGAAAUAUGAGGCAUUGGAUAAGAGGUAGUCUAGGCGACACACGCACGGUGUCCAUGGUGUUUACUCGCGUAGGGUACGUUUCUUUUAUGUUGUUACUUGUAUUCCGUGUUUGUUUACAAAUGGCAAGCGUUGAACGUUGAAUGUCAGCACGUGUAGCCGGGUUGAGGCGGGGCGAUACUUGCUGCAGAACCGCCACUAAACGGUGGCGUGAUGCACAUCCAGCGCGUUCCCGAAGGCAGGCAGGCACGUUUUGAUACAUUCAUGCGUCCUUUGAUUCUACUAGUCGCGAAUAAUACAAAUAGAGCGCUGUGCCGAGGGGGGAUGGACUGUACGCAGCAAUCUUUGUGGUCGAUGACGAUCAAUACCUGCAGAUGACGGGGUAAGGAGGAAGCAAAAAGUAGGGUUCUGUCGACAAAUGAAUAAACUCCGUCAAACGAAGAAAUAGGAGUGUGUACUA
This is a messenger RNA of Ectocarpus sp. CCAP 1310/34, 3757 nucleotides long. NCBI's taxonomy places the organism in Eukaryota, Phaeophyceae, Ectocarpales, Ectocarpaceae. The record is from the annotation of a GenBank genome assembly.